Molecule: messenger RNA, 321 nt
Organism: Soboliphyme baturini
Lineage: Eukaryota; Metazoa; Nematoda; Enoplea; Dioctophymatida; Soboliphymatidae
Source: the annotation of a GenBank genome assembly
AUGGAGCUGAAGCGAAUGCAUUGGUCGAAGAUGCCGAUGCUCAACGCUUCGCAGAUCGUUUGCGGAUCAGAUCGGAUCGGUGAGGUUAGUUUUUACGCCCCAACGCUGAUCCUCUCUAACAGACGGUUGGUUCAUUUAUCGAGGCAGCAGCUGGACGACGACGACGACGAGGACGAGGAACGUGACUUGUUUCGUUUCAGUCGUCAUGUGCGAAGGUCAUCCAUCGGUCGCCGUGCGGCAACGGAAAAUGUCACAAGGCGGGUGACGAGAAAAUCGUCAAGAGCAAAAACCGCCAACUGCUACAUGCACCUGUUGCGCUAG